Molecule: messenger RNA, 624 nt
Organism: Peronospora farinosa
Lineage: Eukaryota; Oomycota; Peronosporomycetes; Peronosporales; Peronosporaceae
Source: the annotation of a GenBank genome assembly
AUGGUACACAGUAGCAAGUACGAUCUACUCAUUAAGCUCCUUUUGAUUGGUGAUAGUGGUGUGGGAAAGAGCUGCGUGCUAUUGCGUUAUUCCGAUGACUCGUUCACGACGUCCUUCAUCACUACCAUUGGUAUCGACUUUAAGGUUAAGACGAUCAGUUUGGAUGGCAAGCGGAUAAAGCUUCAGAUUUGGGAUACUGCGGGACAGGAACGGUUUCGGACGAUCACGACUGCUUAUUACCGUGGUGCUAUGGGAAUUUUACUGGUAUACGACGUGACGGACGACCAUUCCUUCCAGAAUAUUCGCAACUGGAUGACACAAAUUCGGCAAAAUGCGUCGUCUAAUGUGAACAAGAUUUUAAUCGGCAACAAAUGUGACGUGGAUCCGUCGGAGCGAGCAGUAACAACGAAACAAGGGCAGGAUCUAGCAAACGAGUUUGGUAUCCAGUUUUUCGAAACGAGUGCAAAGAGCAAUCAAAAUAUCGAUGAGGCUUUUCGAUCCAUUGCAGUGGACAUUCAGAAGCGAUUGGCAGAGGGCGAGCACGAUAGAUUAGACGUGGCAAACGGUAGCAAAUUCCGCAUGGACGAGUCUCAGGACCAAGGAAAAGACGGUUGCUGCGCAUGA